ACGGCAAACAAACCUUUAAAAUGUAAAAUUAUACUGUUUAUUUGCGUACCAAAAGUGAAAUGGACCUCGCCAGCAUUGAACUUAGUGUGGAGGCGCUAAUCGGCUCUCUAGUGGCCCUAGGUGUGCUGUUUGUCUUCUGUCGCAGUAUAUUGGCCGAAGAUGCCGUCAUUCGGAUCUCGGGAAAAACACGCCACAACUGGAAAUCAAUAAAAAUAUUAGGACAGGCUUGUUUUUGCAACGUCUGUGAAAUACUUCUGACGCCCUCUGCCGGCCUCUUUUGUGACUGCUGUGGCCUCUGCACUCAUUCAACGCCGGCAUGUCAGCGGCAGGCGGACCGUGAUUAUCGGUGCAAGGACAAAUGGUUACGCAAUGAGACAGCCGUGCGGCAUUUAUGGGUGCACGGCAACCUGCCGCUCAAUGUUAGCUGUGCUGCUUGCAGCAAGGAGGUGGACGAUCAACAUAGCAGCGCAGGGCUCUAUGGAUGGCGUUGCGCCUGGUGUCAGCGAUGCUAUCACAAUAAUUGUUAUAAACGCAUCAUCGACGAGAAGGAUCAGGAGGAAUGCGAUUUUGGCGAAUUUCGCGACAUGAUUUUUCCACCGAAUUGCAUUGUGGCUGCACGCACGCGUGAGUCUGUGCGUCUGCACCUGGCUGGAAUUAGGCCGCCCAACAUCGAGAACUGGGAACCGUUGAUAGUGAUUGCCAAUACAAAAUCUGGUAGCAGCACUGGAGCCAAUGUUUUGUCGCUGUUAAGCGGCUAUUUGCAUCCGUUGCAGGUCAUGGAGCUGGGCUCGCGUGGUCCUCAGGAUGCGUUGCAGUGGGCUGCUAAAGCGAGUCCACGCCCAUGCCGAAUUCUUGUGGCUGGUGGCGACGGUACCAUUGGUUGGGUGCUUAAUGCCAUCUACACGCUGAACAUUAAGCCGCAACCCGCUGUCGCCAUCAUGCCACUGGGAACCGGUAACGAUCUGUCUCGAGUGCUGGGCUGGGGCGCUGAGCCCCCAGCCGUGCUUGAUCCGGUAAAGAUAUUACGCAGCAUUCGACGUGCACGCUCAGUGAAUCUCGAUCGCUAUGAUUUGCAAAUCGAGAAGUUGCAUUUUCGCCUUCCCAUACAGAGGCAUCCCACAAAGACAAUACACGUGUACAACUAUUUCAGUGUGGGCGUAGAUGCAUUGGUCACUUACAACUUUCACAAAACCCGCGAAUCUCGCUUCUACCUGCUCAGUAGUCGCAUAUUCAAUAAGUUGCUGUACUUCACAUUUGGGACACAGCAAGUUAUGCAGCCCGAUUGCGAACGGAUCGAGCAAAAGCUAAUCCUGCAUCUUGAUAAUAAACCAGUCGAACUGCCGGCGUUGCAGUCGCUUGUAUUCCUGAACAUUGAUUCCUGGGGCGCCGGCUGUAAGCUGUGCGAACUAAGCAACUCAAAUGGCGACGGACGCAUUGUGAAUUCCAUUUCCGAUGGUGUUAUGGAGGUCUUCGGCAUAGUAUCGUCGUUUCACAUUGCACAGCUGCAAUGCAACAUUAGCAAGCCAAUACGCAUUGGACAAGCUAAGCAUAUUCGGUUGCAAGUAAACGGUACAGUACCAAUGCAGGCGGACGGCGAGCCUUGGAUGCAGGUUCCUGCAGAUAUAAGGCUUCAGUCGCGAAGUCAGGCUCGUGUCCUCAAGCUGGACGCGCUUUGAUAGAGCCAUAUGUCCACGGAGUAAUAUUUACUCAACAUUUUUCAAGUGCCAGUGCUUGUAACUUAAACUACAACGGCUUAUGUACUUAACUCCCAUGAGGCCAAAAUUACACUCUCGAAUAAUCCAUAUAGCCCACUAUUAUUUGUUUCAACUUGUAUGAAUAGUUUGAUAAGUUUUGAACCUGCAAUAUCAACUUAUACGUUUUUUGUGUUGUAAAAUUGCGGAACGCGUCCAAAUAAAAUAUUAAAACUAGCCAAA
Messenger RNA from Scaptodrosophila lebanonensis, 1934 nucleotides. It is a transcript of the gene Dgkepsilon, whose product is annotated as diacylglycerol kinase epsilon. NCBI's taxonomy places the organism in Eukaryota, Metazoa, Arthropoda, Insecta, Diptera, Drosophilidae. The coding region runs from base 60 to 1676 and encodes 538 amino acids. The transcript is spliced from 5 exons. Gene Ontology annotation, molecular function: ATP-dependent diacylglycerol kinase activity. The record is from RefSeq and is a predicted model, not a curated record.